This is a messenger RNA of Pseudovirgaria hyperparasitica, 2389 nucleotides long. RefSeq names its product LCCL domain-containing protein. Lineage: Eukaryota; Fungi; Ascomycota; Dothideomycetes; Acrospermales; Acrospermaceae. The transcript has 2 exons. The coding region runs from base 222 to 2159 and encodes 645 amino acids. The record is from RefSeq and is a predicted model, not a curated record.
UCUCUUGUUGCGUGUCUGCCCUACGCACUUCACAAGCCUCUCACCUGUAUAACUAACUAUACCUUUUGUAUUACUGCUUGCAUGAUCUGUAUAUCUGCAUUCCUAGCAUUGUACUGUUACUGCUCCUCUACAUAUCCGCACACUUCCGCUGUCGAGCAUCGUUCCCAACCCAUCCACACUCGCAUGCGAUCGUGGCUUUGAACACCUUUGAACCCGAUCCCAUGGCGCACCGACUCGAGAACACCAGCAAUGAGCCUGCUCGUCCAUCAGAGUACCGCGACGACGAAGCGAGCGUGUCAAGUGACACAAUAACGCUCGACGACAGUGCUCUUAUCGCACUCUCCGAAGCUUCCAAUGACGAGUACUUUCGUGCAUCACAGCCCCGAUGGAAACGUUAUGUCCCUCGUAUCUCCUCCAGCUCGCGUUUGAGUCGCUACGUAAAGGCCGUGGACAAAUGGAUCAAAGGCCCUCAACCCCCAAGAAGAUGGCACAUUACCCCGUUCUUCCCGGCCGUACAAGAAUUCCCCAUUGUCUUACUAGAACGGUACUGCCCGAAGCGAAAACAAAAGGUCGCGGCCCUCAUUCUUGCAUAUCUUGCCUGGUUUAUCUGCUUUGCCUCUAUCUUGAGGAAGUCUGCCUUUUCCGCGGAUGUCCCGGGCUAUGGAUCGCCUGUCAACUAUGGGUGCGAGGAUAGGUUCUGGCGAGACUUUAAUGGCUGUGGUCUCAAUGGAGACCUAUGUCGCCCUUUCGCGAAUCGCACGAUACCGUUCCGAUGCCCGGCGAACUGCAAACGCGAGAUAAUAGCAAAUGAUCAUGCGGUCGGAGAUCAGGAAAUCAACUAUCAGUCUUUGGUCAUUGGUGGUGCUGAUGGUGAUCAGAGUUUGGAUCAUGCACGCUAUCGUGGGGACUCAUUCAUCUGCGGUGCGGGGAUUCACUCAGGCUUUAUUGGGGAUGAGAAGGGUGGAUGCGGCGCUCUUCGUUUGACCGGCGAGGCCAACCACUUCCCGGCCUCCAAGAGAAAGGGAAUAUCGAGUGUUGGGUUUGAUUCAGACUUUCCUCUAUCCUUCACCUUUAUCGAUGGGUCGCAGGCCAAAUGCGCAGACCUCAGGUGGCCGCUCCUAGGUGUAUCUGUUAUCUUUACGGUCAUUAUCUCCCUCUUCACGACGUCACCUGCCGUCUUCUUCUGGACCAUGUUUACCGGCAUGUUCUUUCACACAGCACUUGUAUCCGACCCUCCUACCCAACGCGACUAUCACGCACUUAUCAGCGUAACGCUCGAGCGCUUCCUCCCCGCCGCGUUUUGCGCAUUUGUCAUGUACAAAUACUGCGCCAAACGGACGCUUACUGGCUUAACUGCCCAAUUCGAGAAGACUAUAUUGUGGGUCGGCGGCUGCUGGGUCGGAUCGUUGAACAACUACACAUUUGACAAGAUUCCCAUCCAGCGCCUCACCCCGCACGAUAUCAAACAGCAACCCGGCGCCAUUCCUGCGCUCCUUAUCGUAAUUUUUAGCCUCCUCUUCAUCGCCCUCGGCCAGGCUUGGGCACUACGAGUCGAGGGUCGUUUACCGCGCUACCUCGCCCUGUACGGCACAUACGUCGCCGGCAUCCUGAUUAUGGUGGCCAUUCCCAGUAUGAAUGUCCGGAUUCACCACUACAUCCUCGGACUGCUCCUCAUCGCCGGCACAUCAAUGCAGACUCGGCCGUCGCUGCUCUAUCAGGGAAUACUGGUAGGGUUGUUCAUCAACGGCGUUGCCCGCUGGGGCUUUGCAUCGAUCCUCGAGACACCAUUCGCCCUGCGCGGCGACGCUAAGCUCGGCACCCUUCUCCCGCAUAUUCUGCCACCAAUAAUUCACGCCAACAAGGGCCUGUCGAGGCACGGCGUGAAUCCGAACAUCACCUUUGAAUGGAAGCGACCGCUCCCGGAGACGCCAGAUCGCUGGGAGGGCGUUAGUGUGCUGGUCAACGACGUGGAGCGGUUUAGGGGCUACGAGGACAUGGGCGAGACGAGCUUUACGUGGGAACGCGAGGCGGACAAGCUGGACCUGCCGACGUACUUCCGAUUCGGCUACCUGAGAGGUAGCGGCGUAGGCGACUAUUCGCGCGCAGGCGUAUGGGGCAGCGAUGGUGGCUGGACGGAGAUGGAGGCUGGACCUAGCUAGUUGGGGCAUGCGCAGCUUUUGUUUUUGUCGUCGGUUCUUGCGGAAGGCUCGGAUUUGGAUGUGGUGUGGGCGCCGUGAGAUGCAUUGGAUAUAUACUCUGGCAUAGGUGUAGUGUAGUACACGAAUAGUAGACGGACAAACGAGCUUGUGCUAUAGCGUCUAAAGCUAGAAUUCAAAUGUUGAGAACAGUGUCAACGUCAACGAUAGCAGUAUACAACUAUCCCCAAUCU